UAAAAAAAAAAAAAAAAAAAAAAAAAAAAAUAAUAAAAAACUCAAAUGUUGUCAGACAGUGAUGGCACUUUUUUCACGCGUUUUAUACUUGUCCAUCAAAAUGUAUGGAUCUAUCUUAUUUUGACAGUAACGGUUCAUUUUGACAACUUUAAUACUCACCUCGAUUCUGUGAACUAUUCAGAAUUUUUCAUUUUUGUGCUCUUCCCUUUUUUUCCCCUCGCCCCUCACCUCAUUGAUUCUAUCUGAUGGAUAAUAUGACUCUCGCUUAUCAGCAGUCUGAUGAAGAUACACUGGCCUCUAGAUCAUCGUUCAACGGGAAAGAGGUUGUAUUCAAGACCGAGGAAAUAGGCAAAGACAGCUUCUCGGUCCACAGUGGUUCUGUUUGUACAGCACCUCUAUCUCUAUCACCUUCAGCGACAGACUUUAAUCAUUUAUGGGAGACGUAUGCUUCUUCCACCGCUAACUAUGGUAUCGCUCUUCAUCCGUCCAUCAGCAGCAGCCAUCACAGUAUGAUGGAGCCGAUGGUACCCGAGGAUCACUACCAACUCUUCGGUCCUAGUACGGCUACCCUCAGCAACAUGGUGAAUAUGACAAGUAACGAUGCGAAUAGUUUGAUCAGUGAAGAGUCCUCUGUCACCACCACCACCACCUCUUAUUCCUCUACCUCUUCUUCCUCCAUACAUUUGUUUGGAUCCAAUACGUACGCUCAUUCAGACUCUCCUCCUUUGACAAAGGACACUCCCUCGGCUUCCGUCAUCAGCUCACACUGUCUAUCGCCGGCAUCUUAUCACCCUUCCUCCUCUUUAUCAAGCUUAACGGCCACUCUUCAAUCACACGAUGAAGCAUACAAACUGCAGCCUCAUGGGCCUACUCUACCGGGGAAGCUCAGCUUCUUUUUAUGUCAUCAAACAUCUACCUCUCUUCCUACGGCGAGCACUACACUUAGAUCCGCCAACACCACCCUCUUAAGUCAGCACCAGGCUCUGUCCGCCGUCUUGAAUGGAGAUCAGAGCGGCAGCGGUACAGACGAUCCUCAUGCAGCAGCAGCAGCAGCAGCAGCAGUUUCUGGAGACCAUCACAAGCUUGCAGCAGAGCAUCAAGACAUUCAUUCCAUCAUGUAUCACCAGCAUUUAAUUCCCGCUAACACCACAUUGGACUGUAUUUCACCUGAACAUACCUUCCUCUCUCCGCCCGCACCUGCAUCGUCGUCUUGUAGUACGACGAUCGCUCAAACGAGUCAUUUCCAUUCUUCUCGCCUUCUGUCUGUAAAGAACCACCCUCCACCCUCACCCAACCCACCACCACCACCUCCUCCUCCUCCUCCUUAUGAAACCGAUGACGGCAGUAGCUCAGACAGUGACCUUGCCCAUUCCUCCAAGAACCCAUCCACCCCUCUUUUCACCAAGAAUCCUACCAUUGUUCGCCAGCAAUUGAUGGCCUCAAGAAUCAAGAAAAAAGCAACCCUGCAGCUGAAAGCACCUGGAACGUCUAGUAGACAAAAGGUGCCCAGCCAGCAAAAACACCAGAGCAGCAAGAAGAAGAGACCUUACAGUGAAAUGGCAACAAAACCGUCCGAUGAAUCCAAUAACUAUCCAGGCGUCCUCCUUCAUCCAUGUCGGCAACAGCAAGAAGAAGAGGACAACAACAACAACAACAACGACGACAACGAUGAGGAAAAAUGCCCUAGAAAGAAAAAAAAGACAACACAGAUUUGUCCAACGGCAUCCACCACGGUUUUAGAGGAAGCAGAAGAGUUCGAAGCAGCAAAGAAAACAAGAAGAACGACAACGUCCUAUGACAGUGAGACGACGUUCUAUUUAAAGUCUAUUUUUUUCGAAGUGUUUAGUCAAGGCCUGGCUGUCAACACCACAACGCAUUCCAGCAGCCAUAGUAGUCGCUCUGUCAUGACCAGUAAUGUUCAUAAUUUGACCACAAGCAAAUUAACAAAAGAACAAAGGAGAGAAAUCCAUAGAAAGACAGGGUUGCCUUCUCGCAAUAUCACUUAUUGGUUCUCUAACCAUAAACGCCGUUUUGCUCCCAUGUUGAAGGUGUACAAGAAAUGCAUGGAACUCAAUAAGGACUUGAAAACUUACAAGGACUUUGUUCAAUACCGCAGAAAGCAUCGCUUGCCUGAUCAAAUCUCGCCGUUGGAAGUCUUGGAAUACGAAGCCAAGUAUGAACAGCCUAAAUGACAGUCCAAACCGCUCCAUGUCCGAAUGGCAAGAACCCCAUUUAAACUAUACAUUAACUAUGCGUUUAUUAUCACCCUACUUAGAAGUAUCUCUUAGAAAGCCAUGUUUCUCUUUUUUUUCUUUUUUUCUCUCUCCCAUUGCUUGUUUUUGCUGCUUGAAAAGACUCACAAAACCACCCAAUAUCAUGUUAUUAUUUGCUUAGACCAAUCAUCUUCACUCUUUAUUGAAAAGAAGAAAGUUUUUAUGAAUAAAUCUUC
Molecule: messenger RNA, 2449 nt
Organism: Mycotypha africana
Lineage: Eukaryota; Fungi; Mucoromycota; Mucoromycetes; Mucorales; Mycotyphaceae
Exons: 1
Coding region: 246-2192 (648 amino acids)
Molecular function (GO): DNA binding
Source: RefSeq, a predicted model, not a curated record